GUAGCAGGAAUUCCAUACGUGGCAAGAAGUCUGCUGUAAGGUCUUGGCAAAAUGGCAAGCCUUCUGCGUAUUGCUGUUAGUGGGUGCUCAACUCCUCUUUUUGGCAAUGUACUACCACGUAAGGCGCGUUCUGCAGAGAUGCUGUGUUUGCGAAUGUUUAGAACCCACCAGAUGCUCACAUCUCAGGCAGCUCCAAAGCCAGGAAUUCCAUAUAAACAGCUGACUGUAGGUGUCCCCAGGGAGAUAUUUGAGAAUGAGAAGAGAGUGGCUCUAUCACCGGCUGGAGUUCACGCCUUGGUUAAACAAGGUUUCAAUGUCGUGGUGGAAUCUCGUGCUGGAGAAGCUUCCAAAUUUUCUGAUGACCAUUACAGAGAAGUUGGAGCAAAGAUCCAGGGAACCAAGGAAGUUCUGGCUUCUGAUUUGAUUGUCAAAGUGAGGGCUCCUAUAUAUAACUCGGAUCUAGGUGUACAUGAGGCAGAUCUUUUUAAGACGGCGGCUACCCUCAUUAGUUUUAUCUACCCAGCACAAAAUCCAGACCUCCUGAAAAAACUUGCAGAAAAAAAAACUACUGUCUUGGCUAUGGAUCAGGUUCCACGGGUCACCAUUGCUCAGGGAUAUGAUGCGCUUAGCUCCAUGGCCAACAUUGCUGGUUACAAGGCUGUUGUACUGGCAGCAAAUCACUUUGGUCGAUUUUUCACGGGUCAGAUUACAGCUGCUGGUAAAGUUCCUCCAGCAAAGGUCUUGAUCAUUGGAGGAGGAGUUGCUGGCCUGGCUUCUGCAGGAGCAGCUAAAUCAAUGGGUGCAGUCGUUCGUGGAUUUGAUACUAGAGCUGCAGCUCUGGAGCAGUUCAAGUCUCUUGGUGCUGAGCCUUUGGAAGUAGACUUAAAGGAAUCUGGAGAGGGACAAGGUGGUUAUGCUAAAGAAAUGUCCAAAGAAUUUAUUGAGGCUGAAAUGAAACUCUUUGCCAAACAAUGCCAGGAUGUUGAUAUUAUCAUCACUACAGCACUUAUUCCAGGCAAAAAAGCUCCCAUUUUGUUUAAGAAAGAUAUGAUUGAGUCAAUGAAGGAGGGUUCAGUUGUUGUGGAUUUAGCUGCAGAAGCAGGGGGAAACAUUGAGACUACAAAGCCUGGAGAAAUGUAUGUUCAUAAGGGUGUUACACACAUUGGCUACACAGACCUGCCUAGCAGAAUGGCUACUCAGGCCAGUAGUCUGUAUUCCAAUAAUAUUAUCAAACUCCUAAAGGCUAUUAGUCCUGACAAAGAGAACUUCUACUUUGAUCCAAAAGACAAAUUUGAUUAUGGGACUCUGGAUCAUGUUAUCAGAGGAACUGUAGUAAUGAAGGAUGGCAAGGUGAUUUUCCCAGCACCUCCACCAAGUAACAUUCCUCAAGGAGCCCCUGUGAAGCAGAAGACUGUAGCAGAGCUGGAAGCGGAAAAAGCAGCUACUAUUACACCUUUUAGAAAAACUAUGACUAGUGCAUCUGUAUACACAGCAGGUUUAUCCAGCAUGUUAGGACUGGGCAUUGCAGCUCCUAAUGCUGCUUUCACACAAAUGGUGACAACAUUUGGCCUAGCUGGAAUAGUGGGGUACCAUACAGUAUGGGGUGUGACUCCUGCUCUUCACUCUCCACUCAUGUCAGUGACCAAUGCUAUCUCAGGACUAACUGCCGUUGGUGGUCUGGUAUUGAUGGGAGGAAACUAUCUCCCUGAAAAUGCUCCACAAAGUCUAGCAGUGCUUUCAGCCUUUAUAUCUUCAGUCAAUAUUGCAGGUGGGUUCCUAGUUACACAGAGAAUGCUGGAUAUGUUCAAACGUCCUACGGACCCUCCUGAGUACAACUACUUGUACCUACUUCCUGGUAGUGUAUUUGUAGGAGGCUAUGCAGCUGCUCUCAGUGGUGGCUAUAAUAUUGAACAGAUGAUGUAUCUGGGCUCAGGCUUAUGCUGUGUUGGUGCCCUGGCUGGUCUGUCCACCCAAGGAACAGCUCGUCUUGGAAAUGCUUUGGGUAUGAUUGGUGUUGCAGGAGGUUUAGCAGCAACUCUUGGAGGCCUUAAACCCACACCUGAACUGUUGGCGCAGAUGUCAGGUGCAAUGGCACUUGGUGGUACCAUAGGUUUGACGAUUGCUAGACGCAUCCAGAUUACAGAUCUGCCUCAGCUAGUGGCUGCUUUCCAUAGUUUGGUUGGUUUGGCUGCUGUGCUUACUUGUGUAGCUGAAUAUAUGAUUGAAUUUCCUCACUUUGCUACUGAUCCAGCUGCAAACCUCACCAAGAUUGUGGCCUACCUUGGCACGUACAUUGGUGGCGUGACUUUCAGUGGCUCUCUUGUGGCAUAUGGAAAACUGCAAGGUAUCCUGAAUUCUGCACCACUGCUCUUGCCUGGUCGACAUGCAUUGAAUGCAGGAUUGCUGGCUGCCAGCUUUGGUGGAAUGAUUCCAUACAUGAUUGAUCCUAGUUACACCACAGGAAUUACUUGCUUAGGUUCUGUCUCGGCUCUCUCAGCCAUAAUG
This is a messenger RNA of Mesitornis unicolor (brown roatelo), 2505 nucleotides long. It is a transcript of the gene NNT, whose product is annotated as nicotinamide nucleotide transhydrogenase. The annotation marks the transcript as partial. NCBI's taxonomy places the organism in Eukaryota, Metazoa, Chordata, Aves, Mesitornithiformes, Mesitornithidae. Gene Ontology annotation, cellular component: mitochondrial inner membrane. Gene Ontology annotation, molecular function: NAD binding; NADP binding. The transcript has 15 exons. The record is from RefSeq and is a predicted model, not a curated record. Gene Ontology annotation, biological process: proton transmembrane transport; NADPH regeneration.